This is a messenger RNA of Prorocentrum cordatum, 341 nucleotides long. The record is from the annotation of a GenBank genome assembly. Lineage: Eukaryota; Dinophyceae; Prorocentrales; Prorocentraceae.
AUGGUGCGCGAAGCGUCUUUCGGCGGCGCGGUCAUCAGCUCACCCAGUGUUCUGCGCGACAAAGGCAUCUCAGAUCACGCGGCCCUGGAGGUCACCAUGCAGGCGAGGAACCAGCGGCCGACGGAGGAGCCGCCCUUUCAACCGUCUGUUUUCGAAAGGCCAGACUCUGCGACGACUCGCGAGAGGCCAGCGGGCAACGGGAACGAGGAGCUCAAGCGCAAGUCGCCGCGUCUCCGAUUUCUGCGAUUCGAGGAGCUCAUCGACGAGGCCAGUCGCAUCACCAUGACAACCGUGCUCACCGCCAAUUUGGACGGCAUCCAGUCCCAGCUGUUUCUGGCAAG